CGCUAGCAACACCGCAAUUUGACAUAACAAGAGGCGACUGCGAUAUGGAACGAGAACGGACAUCAAAAAUAUGGCGGAUUUUCACUCGCCGAGACAAUUCUGUAGCUACCUGCAAUCUUUGCAACCAGGACUACUCUUACCGGACUACUGUGAGCAAUUUGGCUAAGCAUUUCCGCACUAAACAUAGUGAUGUGGAACUGGUCCAGACUAAACGGUAUCUGAGUAACAGUGAUAGUGACGGGGAACAAGAAAAACCCUUCACAAAGAAGAAGAAAUCCACUUGGAACUACUACGAGGUUCUAGACUCAGAUAAAUUCGAAGCGACUUGCAAGCUCUGCAGUGCUGACAUCCAUUAUGACUCCGUGUCGGAUCUGGCGAAGCAUAUACGUGAGGAACAUGGAGAAGAACCCUCGGACAGUGAUGAUGAUUAUGAGCCGGUUCAGGAUGGCAGGACUAAAAGAAUGGUUUCCAAGAACUGGGAAUACUUCAAGAUCCUGGACCCUCAGAUGAAGAUAGCGAGAUGUAUGUUAUGCAGGACCAAGCUGUCUUACUCUGCUACUGUGUCGAACCUCAAGAGGCAUUUAUAUAGAAAACAUAAAGACGUGGUUACAGUCGGCGAAACUGAGGAUACCAAAAAGUUGAUAAUAUCGUCUAACGGGCAACUGUUUGAGUUAGACACAGAUUCUAGCAAGAUACAGUUAGAUGCUGAUGAUAAAGAACCAUUGGAAAUGGACACAAUAUACUUAGAAGAUUUAGACGACUCACUAGACCAAAUUCCACCACCAAGGCGAAUAUCAACCAAUUCACCGAAAAAGAAACCAACCGUUCCACAAAAAAGGAACUUCGCAAGUAUCGCAAAAGAACCAGUGAAUAUCAGAAAUACCUAUUCCGAAAAAGAACUGCCUAGGCCACAACACUCGAGUGACAAAAUGGCGACUCUAGACUAUUUUGGCCAUUAUAUCGUAUCUUUAUUAAAAGAAUUACCUAAGUGUGUAUCAGAUCAGUUACAACAAGAAAUUAUUAAACAGAUUUUGACCAGUAAAAUGGCUUUGGAAUCUCAAGGGCCGGCUAAUUACAAAAUAACUGUCAGUCAGGAUAAUAUUAGUAACUCUACUAAUAUUCGAGAGGAACCGGCUACUAUUGAAACGAUACAGGCGACUGAAACGGCUGAAAUAGUUUUAAAUGAUGGACUGAAAGAAUAGGCAUGAUGACAAUUUUUUAAAUUCCUUUGUAUGAUGUAGGUAUACGUCUAUUUUAUAUGAAAAAUUAUUAAUUUUAAGAAAA
Messenger RNA from Helicoverpa zea (corn earworm), 1284 nucleotides. RefSeq lists its product as uncharacterized. Lineage: Eukaryota; Metazoa; Arthropoda; Insecta; Lepidoptera; Noctuidae. The coding region runs from base 45 to 1202 and encodes 385 amino acids. Gene Ontology annotation, molecular function: DNA binding. The transcript is spliced from 6 exons. The record is from RefSeq and is a predicted model, not a curated record.